CGGGACAUCGUUCUCAGUAAGUGACAGAUCGUGGGAAAUUCCGAAUUUUGCCGUAUCACGUGGGCUCUAAAUGCCCUUUCUCUUCUACCGUUCUCUCACUCUAAGACUCUACUCAUAUGUUCAGUAAACGCGUAAAGUCAAAGCCCUUGCAGCGAACAAGACAAACAUCGCCCGAAGAUGACAACACUGAUGGGACACCAGUGACAGGAGACGAUUCUCCGGGUACUUUAGUAACCAAACUCAAGAAGAAAUCUAAUAAACCAAAGUCGCGGCUCAGUUUUGGCGGCGCUGACCAUGAGGAGGGUGGCGAAGAAGUUUUUCAGGUGAAAAAGUCGAAGCUCAGUAGAAAAUUGACGCUUGCGAAACACUCAGCAGGCAUACUUCCCAAUCUCGAUCAAGCCACUAUCUCGCCGAAUCGUGGACCAAAGUAUGACCAAGCCUAUCUCAAUGAGCUCAAAGCUAGCAACCGGCGAGCACCAGUCUCGGACCCAUACGAUGCAGACAUGUCGAUGGAUAUAUCCAUGGAUACAGGCGACCUCUCUAUACAAAGUGUAGAUGAUGUUGAAGCACUUGUGGAAACCAGUAUACCCUCUGAGUCAUCGAUCAAGGUGGCCAAGGAGCACCGGGAGCGGCUCAGAGUUACAGGGCAAGAGGAUUUCAUAUCUCUCUCCCUGACGCGGCGGACCGAAGAUCUGGGACCACAUCCUGAAAGUCGACUGGUGAGGGAAGAUGAUGAAGUUGGGGAAGGGGAUGACGAAUUUGCGGAAUAUACAAGUGCACAAGAAAGGAUUGCUCUUGGCAAAAAGUCGCGGAAAGUGGAGGCUAGCAAGCGUCGAGAUGCUAUGAAGGAAAUGAUCGCUGACGCUGAAGAAGAAGACGAAGAAACGAUGGAGUGGGAGCAAGAGCAACUGCGCCGUGGAGGAACGACAGCAUCAGAUCCCUUCCCAUCUUCCUCAAAAGUUAGACAGACAUAUAAAGCGGCUUCAAUUCCGCCUAUGGCUGCUGUACCAAUACUUGGCCCUGCUUUAACUCGCCUGACGCAGCAGCUGACUCAGUUGACAACUUCUCAUGCCACAAAUACUGCAGCUUUAAAUUCCCUCGCUCAAGAGAGAGGAGAGCUUGACGACAGAGAGAUUGAAAUGCGUGGCAUGGUCGGGAGAGCCGAAGAAAAGAGGGCUUGGUUUACCUCUUUCAGGGAAUGGGUAGAAGGCGUUGCCGCCUUUCUUGACGAAAAGUAUCCACUGCUGGAGAAAUUGGAAGAAGAACAUCUGUCACUACUGCAAGAAAGGAGAGACAUGGUUAAGAAGCGCAGAACACAGGACGAUGAAGAUGACCUUUCAACUUUCUUGGGGAAUCUUCCUCUGCCUGCCGAAACAGAGGAGACGGAUGAUUUUGGCAGAGGUGUGUCGAAGCCAAAUUUAGCGACACAGAAGGCGCUUCGACGUGCCGCGCGCAUUGCUAGGAGGCAUCAGCGCCGAAAUGAUGAAGAAGCCAAAGAAGGAUAUUCGACGGACUCGGAGCUUUCGCCUUCAGAUGAACAAGCUUAUUGCACUGCCGUAGAGUUUCUGGCCACAAAGAAGCAAGACGUUCUUUCUGAUGUUCGGGCUCCAGAGUUUCGCGACCCUGGCAAAGGCAGAUGGAGUGCGUGGCGGGAACAAUAUACAGAUAGCUAUGUCAAUGCCUAUGGUGGGCUAGGGGUUGUCAGCGUGUGGGAGUUCUGGGCAAGGUUGGAGUGUGUGGGGUGGAAUUGCAUAGAGGAGCCCCGAAGCUUGGAUGCUUUCACUUGGUAUAAGGGCUUGUACGAAUAUUCACGGCCAAAUAAUGCCGAAGGUGGCGAAUCAGAACUGGGACCAGACGGUGACUUGGUGGCAUCGAUGAUUACGACAGCCAUCUUACCCAGAAUGUGCAAGCUCUUGGGAGGUGGAGCCUUGGACGUCUAUUCAGCCGGAGACAUCAGGAGAAUGGUUAAUAUAACUGAAGAGGUUGAGGCGAGCAUCGAACCAGGGAAUACCAAGAUCCAUAUGCUCUUCAAAACGAUCUUAACUCUAUUUGACGAUACCAUCGCGGAGACUGAGGCUCUUGUUUCGAAAUACAGGUCUCUGGACCAGACCGCAAUGACCUUCAACCCAGAGUCAAUACCGGCGCGUAGAAGGUUCCUUACGAGACGAAUCAAACUGUUACAGAAUCUCUCGCGGUGGAGAAGAUUUACUGGUGAACGAUAUGGUAUUGGACAGACCAUUACAAGGCUCGUUGAUGGCACGUUACUACCCGUUGCAGGAGGAGGUUGGGAUGCCGGCGGAGAAGAACUCAUGCGCAAGGUGUCCAAAUUGUUGCCGGACGAGCUUUCGGGGAAUCUCAAGAAUCGCCUGAGAUAAGUGUUUAAGUGUCUCGUGUACUUUGUUAUUUGUGUAAUGAUUCGGGGUUCCAUGGUUAAGUUAAUGGACUGGUAGAUUCGAGGAUAUUCUCAUUCCACGAAAUGACAGCACCAUGGCUACGGUCAUUCUAUACUGUCAUCUCCAGAAUGCCUCGACAUAUUGAAUUGAAGCACUCGUGACCCGCAUAACAGAGUUCUGGUCGUGCGAGGCUCGUUCCGCUGUCGAACAACUAAUUGUAUCGUUUUCGUUGACGGCUGAAUACAUCUCGUGUUGUUGUCCUAAGGCAUGACGUC
Guyanagaster necrorhizus is the source of this 2668-nucleotide messenger RNA. RefSeq lists its product as uncharacterized. Lineage: Eukaryota; Fungi; Basidiomycota; Agaricomycetes; Agaricales; Physalacriaceae. Gene Ontology annotation, biological process: spliceosomal complex disassembly; mRNA splicing, via spliceosome. The record is from RefSeq and is a predicted model, not a curated record. The coding region runs from base 117 to 2375 and encodes 752 amino acids. Gene Ontology annotation, cellular component: nucleus; U2-type post-mRNA release spliceosomal complex. The transcript has 11 exons. Gene Ontology annotation, molecular function: DNA binding.